CCCUUGGGAAACUGCUUGACAGCAGGGCGGGGUAGAGGGGGUUCAGGGUGUGAUAUAAAAUAGAGCUUCCAGUGCGGCUUUAGAUCUGUAUGCACAGGUUUAGAAAAUGUUAGACCUGACCCCUUAAUCCAUUGGUUAUGUGAGGUCCAAAUGUGGAUUUUUGGAUUUUUCUGAGUGUUUCUUUUUUUGCCGUUUUCUGGACUUUGGAGCCAUGGAGGUGUGUUUGAAGAGGUAUCUGAAAACAGUUUGUGUCUUCCUGCAUCUAACAGCUUGCGUAGCAGGAAUAACGGGGCGAUGCAGUCUGUUCGGACGACAUCACAUUCACACCUUUGACGGAGUUUUGUACGAGUUUCCUGGAGUUUGCAGCUACCUUCUGGCUGGGGACUGUAACCAUCGCUCCUUCACUCUGCUGGGUGACUUUCACGAUGGCAAAAGAACAGGGGUCACAUUGUUUCUGGGCGAUGCCUUUGAGUUGCACCUAUCUGCAGAUGGACGACUUUCACAAGGAGAAAAAAUGUUGUCUUUGCCUUAUGCAUCUCAUGCUGUGUUUGCGGGGUCAGAGCUCGGUUUUUAUAAACUCUGGAGCGAGGAGUUUGGCUUCACCGUCACCAUCGAUAAUGCAGCCAACAUCGCCUUGACGCUGGCCAAACGCCACACCAAUCGCACCUGCGGCCUCUGUGGCAACUUCAACGCGAUCUCAACUGAUGAAUACACCGCUCAGGAAGGAUUUCUAACAGAAGACAGUUAUGAUUUUGCAAAUUCAUGGGCUGUGAAGGGAGCGGCUCAGUCUUGUCGACGGGUUUCUAAUCCCACCCAUUCCUGUAACAGCACAAAAGGCACAACAGAGAUCUUGUCCAGCUGCAGUGUGUUGCAGACCUCCAGCUUGUUCCUCCGCUGUGCCCACUUGGUCUCUCCUGAGGCAUUCCUGCUGCUGUGUCAGAGGGAGGCCUGCUACUGUGAGCAGAAGGCUGCAGAAGACUGUUACUGUCCAGUCCUGCUGGAGUAUGCUCGCACAUGCCACGCUCAUGGGCUGCUGCUGCGCGGUUGGCUGGAGGAGAGCCAGUGCUUUCCCAAGUGUCCAAUCGGCAUGCAGUACAGUGAAUGCACCAAGUCCUGCUCUACAACCUGCCACAGUCUCAACAUACAGGAGGUCUGCAAAGAAGAGUGUAUGGAUGGCUGCACAUGUCCCAGUGGGAAGGUUUUAGAUGGUAAUCGCUGUGUGGAGGUUUCUCAGUGCUCCUGUGCACACAUGGGACAACAUUUCCCUCCAGGGUCUACAAUCUCCCAGAACUGCAAUACAUGUGUGUGCCGUCAUGGAUCCUGGGAAUGUACCAAUGAAGGCUGCCCCGGGGAGUGCUUAGUUGUUGGCCAGUCUCACUUCAAGUCCUUCGACAACAAAUUUUUUACCUUCAUCGGCCACUGUCAGUAUCUGCUGGCAAAGGACUGCACACAUGACGAGUUUUCUGUCAUAAUUGAGAAUGUACAAUGUGCAGAUGAUCCAGAAGCUGUUUGCACGCGCUCAGUGACGCUCAGCCUGCCCUCUCUGGAGAACAUGACCGUGAAGCUGAAGCAUGGAGGACUUGUUUCUGUCAACAGUAUGGAUAUCCAGACCCCAAUGCAUCAUGGUCGCCUACAAAUAACAAGAUCUGCUCAGUCUUCUGUUCGAGUAAAGUUUGGUGAUGACCUCCGUCUGGACUGGGACGGUCGAGGCCGCGUGCUUCUAAAGCUGGGGCCGCGAUGGGCGGGGCAGACCUGUGGUCUCUGUGGGAACUACAAUGGCAACAAUGGUGACGACUUCCUGUCCAGUUGCGGACUGGUCGAGGCAAGUCCUCAGGCGUUUGGUCAAGCUUGGAGGAUCAAUGGAGAUUGUGAAUCCACAUACAAGCAUGAGCCUGAUCCCUGCACCAUUAACCCCAAAAGAGUGCGUUUUGCAGAGGAGGCGUGCGCAGUGAUGACGUCGGCCAUAUUCAGUCCAUGCCACUUCCUGGUGAACCCGGGUCCGUUCCAGAGGUUUUGCCGUUAUGAUGUGUGUGCCUGUGAGGACGGCGAGGCGUGCCUGUGCUCUGCUCUGGCUGCUUACGCUGCUGCCUGCUCUGCACGGGGGGUGCUGCUCAACUGGAGGUCUCCUUCCCUCUGCGAGAUGCCGUGCUCCAGAGGUCAGGUCUACGAGGCCUGCGGGAGUUCGUGUGAUCGGACGUGCCGCUCUCUGUCCGAGCCCGAGCCCGGCUGCGAGGGGGAGAGGAUGUGUGAGGAAGGCUGUUUCUGUCCUCCCGGGAAGUACCUCAGCGCCUCUGGAGAAUGUGUGACGGCCGACUUGUGCUCCUGCCUGCACGACGGACAGAUCUACCAGCCUAAUGACGUCUAUGCGGAUCACAGCAGCAUCUGCUACUGUGAGAACGGCUCCAUGCACUGUAGCGCCCCUGAAAUGUCUUCAUUUCUGUCUGAUCUCUUCUACGACGAUGAAACGGUCCCAUCCAGAGAGCGACGAUCAGCCCAGUGCCCUCCUCCCCUUGUUCGUACAGAGUGUAAUCCAGGUGAGAAGGGCCUGGAGUGUGCCAGAACCUGCCAGAACCUGGACCUUCCUUGUAUCAGCCUCGCCUGCAUCCCCGGCUGCCUCUGUCCACUAGGCACUGUGCGUCACCGCAGAGACUGCAUUACGCCGGAGCAGUGUCCCUGUUACCAUAACAACAGGCCAUACGCAGCAGGACAGACCAUCAGCGUCGACUGCAACACCUGCGUUUGUGAGAACAGGAAGUGGCGCUGCACGAAGAAGCUGUGUGACGGUGUGUGCCGCACUGUAGGGGAGGGGCAUUACAUCACAUUUGAUGGCCUCAAGUACUCCUUUCCUGGUCUUUGCCAAUAUGUCCUGGUCCAGGACAUGUGUCAUGGUGAGGAGGGUUCCUUCAGAGUGUUGGUGGAAAAUGAAGCCUGUGGUAUUGUAGGCCAUCGCUGUGCGAAAGCAGUCACAGUUUUCUACCAGGGUGGGCUGAUUGUAAUGCAACAUGGAGAGGUGACGAUGAAGAAGCCGGUGCCGCAGAGUUCCCAGGUGGAGAUCAUCCGAUCCGGUCAGUUUUACACCCUUCUGCUGGGUAAACACAUCUCCCUCAGCUGGGACAAAGGAACUCGCAUCCUGGUCCACAUCUCAGCUUCCUACAGGGGGCGAGUGUGCGGUCUCUGCGGCAACUUUGACGGGAACAUCAACAAUGAUUUGAUGAGCAGCAACAACCAGCUGGAGGUGGACUCGUCACACUUUGGGAACUCCUGGAAGGUCGUUCCCAGCUGUGCUGAUGUAACGGUGAUACCAUCUCCCUGUAGCGACAAUAUCAUGAAGAUGGUUACAGUGGAGCAGUCGUGUCGUGUGAUUACUGGUCCCCUCUUCAAAGAAUGCAACAGACAGGUGGACGCAGAGCCCUAUGUGGAGAUGUGCAUCGAGGCAGCGUGCUCGUGCUCCUCAAUAGGCGACUGUGCGUGUUUCUGCGAUGCGAUUGCAGCCUACGCUCAGGCUUGCUCAGAGAUGGGCCUGGCCGUUACCUGGAGAUCCAAUGAUCUUUGUCCCAUGAGCUGUGAGGAGCUGAACCCUAAGACCCCAGGUGUAGGAGAGGAGAUAUGCCAGUGGAGGUAUAACACGUGUGGUCCUGCCUGUCCAGUCACCUGCCAGCACCCAGAGCCACUCCACUGUUCACUCACAUGUGUGGAAGGCUGUCAUGCCAACUGUCCUCCAGGUCAGCUUCUGGAUGAGGUGGCUAUGCGAUGCGUAGAUCCCUCUCAGUGUCAGGUGUGUAUCCAUGAGGGUCAGAGAAUCUCCCAUGGCAAUAAGGUCAUCCUGAACCAUGAUGACCCCAACCACUGUAAGAUAUGCCACUGUGAGAACAACACUCUGAGCUGUGAAGACUGCACUUCUCCCAGCCUGUUUUCCACACCCACACCCACGCCUCCUUAUGGCACCUUCACCACCAUGCCCUUCAGCACCUUGAUGCCCGAGGGCACGUGUGAUCGUGCCAUGGAUCUGGCUUUCCUACUGGAUGGUUCAGAAGCCCUAACCGAAGAUGAAUUUCAGGCCACAAAAGAGUUCAUACUAGGAGUGGUGGAGCGGUUCCGGAUGGGUUCAGCUCACACUCGAGCCACAGUGCUGCUUUAUCACUCUGGGGUUAAAACAUAUGAACUGCAGGUCCAAAAGUGGCUGUUAAAGAAGACUGUGCGUGAGCUUCACUACACAGGUGGAGAAGCAGCCUUCCUGGACGAGGCUGUCAAGUAUCUGGCCAUCAACAUCUACGACAAGAACAAGCGAGAGCACGCUGGUCGCGUUGCCAUUAUCUUGACGGCCAGCAGUAACCCCCGUCCCGUUCGUUCCAUUGUCAAGAUGAUUCGUAAGAAAGCUAUCACCACUUUGACAGUGGCUUUAGGUCCAGGUGUGGACAUGAGGCAAAUUAAUGACAUCACUGCCGCCAACCCAGAUAACAGGGCCUACGUGCUGAGCAGCACAGGAGAGCUUCCUGAACGCCUGUUAGAAAUAAUAGAUUACCUCUGCACUUUGGGGAUGGAGCCUGAGGGGCCAAAAUUGCCAAAACCUCCAAAAGCAAUGCAGAUCAAAACCACAACCACCCCAGUAACAGCAUCACAUGUACAGCCAAAUCAUCUUCUCCCCAUCUCCCCCGCUUCCACUACAUCCUCUACCCUGGCACCUGUUGCCACCCUGCCUUCCUACCGCCCUCCAGCCACAGAUGUGACAUUCAUCCUGGAAGGCUCUGACGCUGUCGGCGAAACCAACUUCAACAAGUCUCUAAUCUUCCUGGAAGAAGUUAUAUCACAGCUGACGGAAGAGAAAGAGUUCGUUCGCAUCACCGUGAUUCAAUACUCCGUGACGGUCACUGUGGAGAUCCGUCGCUGGGAGCUACGGCAGCAGAGGUACGAGUUGAUGCAAAGACUGCGGGAGAUUCGUUGGAGAGGCGGAAGUAAGACAAACACCGGAGCGGCUGUCAGCAUGACCACAGAAAUCACUACAACCCAACCAUCGAGCAGUCCCACCCCGCCUCAGCUCGUCUUUCUGGUGACAGAAAACCCACCUACUGAUACAGUGAUGCGUCCACCAACCACAAGCACCCAAACACAAGUGUAUCCUAUAGGUGUUGGACCAAAGGUACGUGAAAUGGACUUGCUAUCAUUCAGCUUCCCUCACCAACCAAUGAUGGUGAAUGACUACAACCAACUGACAACGCUGGUACACCGUGUCAUCAACAUCACGAAAACCACAGUCAGACCCCGAUCGCCUACACUACCACCUCUGGUCCUCCCAUCACACCCCACCCUUCCACCAACAGUGCCGUGUAAGAAGCCUGUGGAUGUGCUGUUCCUGUUGAAGGCUGGAAAUCAGUUUGAGGAUGUGAAGACGUUUGUCAAAGCUUUCAUCGAUCAUUCUGAAAUAGGGCUGAAUGGCACGCAGGUGAGUUUGGUUCAGUAUGGAGACACCAACACAGUUGAGUUUACAUGGAAGAACCAGCAGAGCAAGUCAAGCCUCCUGCAGCUGGUGGAGAACAUCCCGAGCAGGGCCUCGGCAGCCCCGGCCCUGGGUUCUGCGCUGAGAUUCGCCUUGCAGACGUCCAUCUCACCUGCCAGCGGUGGAAGAGUUGGCGUGCCCAAGGCCGUGGUGAUGAUGGUGACCGAUAAGUCUACCGAUGACGUCAAAGAGGCAGCUAACGAGGCGCUGGCAGCAGGUGUGUCAGUGUUCCCCAUUGGAGUCGGAUCAGUUUACGACUCGAGUGAGCUUAGCGUACUAGGUCGCCAUGGAAACCAAGACAACACUCUGCAUCUGAAGGACAUGGAUCAGCUGCGGAUAUUUCUGACUUUGGACAGCAGCUACACAGAGAAAAUCUGCAGAGCCGGUCCACCAGGAGUUUGCGUGGAUGACUACGGGAACGAGAGGAACCCCGGUGAAUCGUGGCUGCUGGCGGACGGCUGCCACUCCGUCCUGUGUUACCCCAGUGGAGCGGUGAUGGUGCAGAAUCACAAAGUCACCUGUGACAAAAUGGAGCCACCGGUGUGCAGUAACAACAUGCAGCCCGUCAGAGUCGAGGAGGCCUGCGGCUGCCACUGGGAGUGUCCCUGCAUGUGUGUGGGCAGCUCCACCAACCAUUUGGUGAGGUUCGACGGCUUGACACUCAGGCUGGACGGGGAGGGAUUGUGCUCCUACACACUUUUCACCAUCAGCAAAAGCAUCAGUCAAAGCUCAGAGGUCAAGCUCCACACUGGACCUUGUCAAGACUCAGCGAAUUAUAACCACAUCUGCAUGAAGUCCAUGGAGGUGACACAUGGACGGUACAGGCUGAUGCUGAAGGAUGAUAUGACGGCAGUGAUCGAUCAGGAAGAGCUUGCUUUGCCGUGGCGGUUCGGUGGUAUGGAGCUGGUGCGCUACGGCGGAGUCAUGCUGCAGCUGAAGUCAGACCUUGGCUAUGUUUUGACUUUUACCCCUCAAAGCAACGAGUUUACGAUCUCGUUGCUCAGCUCAGCUGCCAGCGGUCACACUGCAGGACUCUGCGGUGCUUGUGGGCAGGAGAAGGAAAAAAUCCUCUCUUUACGUAACAGCAGCACAACCACCAACCAGCCGGCCUUCGUCUCCGACUGGAGUAAGGCUGCAGACGGUGGUGUGUGUCUGCCCAAAGGGAAGGCAGUGUGUAUAUCUGGAGUGGCGAUGGGAUGUCAGGCCCUACGUUCUGAGGUGUUUGAGCCAUGCCACGCCCACAUUGCCGUCCAGCUGUUCCUCAUCCUGUGUGAGGAGCAGGCGUGUGAGGAGUCAGAUGUGUGUGAGGUCAUUUCCGCUUACGCACGCGCCUGCAGACAGAGGGGCGUGUGUGUGGACUGGAGGAGCCCCCACCUCUGUCCGUUCAAAUGUCCAGAAUCCAGGGAGUAUGAAGCAUGUCGGACGGGGUGCGUUGAUGGCUGCAACAGCAUUCAGGCCUUACCAGGCGACUGGGCGAUUGCCAGGGCUAACGAGUCAUCCUGUUUGGACACGCCUACCGAAGGCUGUUUCUGUGCCGGAGGGACACUCCUGCAUCAUGGACAGUGCGUCUCACCAGAAGCAUGUGGGCAGUGUGUCGACCAUCGAGGACACACUUUUAGAUAUAUGCAGAGUUGGGUGCCAGAUGACAACCCAUGUUCGAUUUGUAUGUGUCUGGACCAAGAACGCAUCAACUGCACUGCCAGGCCCUGCAAUGACAUAAAAGUGUGUGAUCGUACACUCUGUGACCAGCCCGAAGCACCGCGCUGUGAAGACGGUCAAACUGUGGUGCUGAAAAACCCCGGCGAGUGUCAGCCCCUUUACGAGUGUGUGUGCAAAAAGGAAGAGUGCGCCCUCCAAGCACCUCUCCAAUGCCCGUCGCAUCGCCAGCCGACAGUGAAGAAGACAAAAUGUUGUGAUGAGCUAGAAUGCACGUGCAACUGCAAGAACUCUACCCGCAGCUGCCCCGCUGGCUUCGUCACGUCCUCCUUCACCGACGACUGCGGCUGCACAGAAGUCCGCUGCCAGCCUGACAAGGUGUGUGUUGUCGGCGGCGUGGUUCAUCCUGUGGGAAGCGAGUGGGAGGAAGGCUGUGAGAAAUGCACGUGCACCGGACUGCAGGACAAAGACACGUCGCUUCAUGUUGCUCAGUGUAAACCGCCUGUUUGCGAUCAGAACUGCCCUCUGGGCUCAUUAUACACUCAGAUGAAAGGAGAGUGCUGUGGAAAGUGUGUACCAAGCAGCUGUGUGGAGACAGAGGGUGAGAGGCGAGGAGACGCGCUCACCGUGGGGAAACUCAGACAAGUGGGUGAAGUGUGGCAGGCCCCACAUGAUAAAUGUGUCUUACACCAGUGUCUGAAAGUGAAGGAUGAGGUGUUCAUUUCUCCAACUAAUGUCAGCUGUGCCGAUAUGGAGACUCCGACCUGCCCGCUGGGAACCGAGCUUCACUGCGACACCCAGGACUGCUGCCCCCGCUGCCGCUGUGUUCCUAUGAACGGCUGCAUUCUCAAUCAAACUGUGAUAGGAGCGGGGCAGAAAAUGAUGGUGGAUGUAUGCACGCAGUGUGAGUGUGCAGUGCAGAUUGGUCCAGUGACAAAAUAUAAACUAUCCUGCAAACAAACCAGCUGUCCACCUUGCCCCAGGGGAUACGCGUUGCAAAAGGAGGAAGGGAGUUGCUGUGGCCGCUGUGUUGCCUUCGCCUGUUUUACACAAAACCCAGAUGGAAAACUCAUCAGUGUGCAAGUCAACACGACCAGCGAAGACGGCUGCAACUCAUAUGCUUGUGGUGUGAACAGCAGAGGAGAGCUGGCCCUGGAGACCCGAGUGACCACCUGCCCUCCUUUUAACCGUCAAGCCUGCCUGGAUCAGGGGGGGAAAGUCAGCCAGAUUGGAAAAACCUGCUGUGAGACGUGUACCGAACCCGAGUGCCGGAGGACAGUGGGAACGCUUGACUACAUCAAAGUGGACGACUGCCAGUCAGAUCAACGGAUUGAGCUGAACUACUGUGAGGGCAAGUGUCGCAGUAAAUCCAUGUACUCCCUGCAGAGAGCCGCUGUGGAGCAGGAGUGUGUGUGUUGUUCGGCGGUGGGGACGGAGCCUCUCAGCGUGCCCGUCCUGUGUGGCAAUGGCACUCGCAGCCACCACACUGUCCUGUCUGUGACUGCGUGUGACUGUUUGUCCAAACACUGCACCUGAACAAAACGAGAGCUUCUAAAGAGUGAAGCUUUCUGUUUAUUCAAGCAAAAUGUACCCAUAAAAAGAAAUAAUAUAUAAAUACAGUAAACCAAUAACACACACGUAACAGUUUCCGUAAGCUUCACUUUCCCCCCCUAAUAAAUUAAAAUGAGCAAUGGCUCAUUUUGAAAUACAUGUUUGUGAGAGUUAUGGUUUGAUUGAUAUUUGUUGAGCAUGAGUCCAUCCAUCAUCUGCCACUUGUUCCAGAGACAGGUCAUUUGAAGGUCCUGAGAUGAUCUCUAGAAACUAAGCAAAAUUGAACUAUACCAAUCAAAAUAUUUGAACUAAAAUUAUUAGGGAAGAUUUAAAAACCAGUCAUAAAAUGUAAAGUUUUAUAAAUACGAGCUUAGACUAUCUAUGUUGUCAUUAUGUCCUUACUUUUUAAUUUUUUUGGAAAUUGUGUAGUGCACCUUUUAUAGAUCAGGAUAACAUUAUGUUUGUUAUUGUAUUUCUCUUUUAUUUAAAAUAAGUGCAUUUUUGGGCUGCUGCUGGGUGUUCAAAAUAAACACAAUAAAUAUGAA
This is a messenger RNA of Austrofundulus limnaeus, 9246 nucleotides long. It is a transcript of the gene vwf, whose product is annotated as von Willebrand factor. Gene Ontology annotation, cellular component: extracellular matrix. Gene Ontology annotation, biological process: blood coagulation; cell-substrate adhesion. Gene Ontology annotation, molecular function: protein binding. NCBI's taxonomy places the organism in Eukaryota, Metazoa, Chordata, Actinopteri, Cyprinodontiformes, Rivulidae. The record is from RefSeq and is a predicted model, not a curated record.